AUGAUUGUUGUUUUCUCCUCACAAUGGUGGGUCCUAACAGUCAGAGGUGACGGAAAUCGGAAAUCAAAAUUUUUUUCGGAAAUCGGAAUGAAAAAAACGUCGGAAGUUGGAAUUCCGACCCACAUCUGCUCUAUUCGAGCAUAUAUGGUAAUAAUUGUUGUUUUUGUUAACUUUUCUGAAUUUAUUUUAUUUUUUCCUAUAUAAAUAAAAUUCAUUUUUAAUUCAGUUUUAAAUUUCUCAAUUAAUUUUCUUUUAAUUUUCUGAUCAAAAAAUAUUUUUGGUCGAAGAAUGAAACAGUUUCCCCUUUCAACUAAUUUAAAUUCCUUGUUAAACACUCUGAUUUUAAUUUU
Messenger RNA from Meloidogyne enterolobii, 350 nucleotides. The record is from the annotation of a GenBank genome assembly. Lineage: Eukaryota; Metazoa; Nematoda; Chromadorea; Rhabditida; Meloidogynidae.